Molecule: messenger RNA, 1922 nt
Organism: Thunnus maccoyii (southern bluefin tuna)
Lineage: Eukaryota; Metazoa; Chordata; Actinopteri; Scombriformes; Scombridae
Gene: fam199x
Product: family with sequence similarity 199, X-linked
Exons: 8
Coding region: 103-1272 (389 amino acids)
Source: RefSeq, a predicted model, not a curated record
UCUCGCGAUGACAACUAAGAUCAUUGGUGUGGAAAAGAAAGGAUUUGCAAAUGGAGGUGGCAGAAACGGUUAGUCUUUGAACGACAAAAGGUACAUAUAGCCAUGUCUGAUUCUCUAUAUGAGAAGUUUUUGGCCCCAGAGGAGCCUUUCCCUCUCCUCUCCCAGAGGGCCAACCUCAGUGAUGUGGGAACUCUGGACGUCAGUGACUUUGGCUGUCAACUCUCCUCUUGUCACAGGACAGAUCCUCUACACCGCUUCCACAGUAACAGAUGGAACCUUACUUCCUGUGGGACCAGUGUUGCCAGUUCGGAGUGCAGCGAGGAGCUCUUCUCCUCUGUGUCCGUGGGUGAUCAGGACGACUGUUACUCCCUCCUAGAUGACCAAGAACUAACAUCUCUGGACCUGUUUCCAGAGGGCAGUGUUUGCAGUGACGUCUCCUCUUCUAUCAGCACCUACUGGGACUGGUCUGACAGCGAGUUUGAGUGGCAGUUGCCGGGAAGUGACAUUGCCAGUGGCAGCGAUGUCCUGUCUGACAUCAUCCCGAGUGUGCCAAGUUCACCCUGUUUGUUUUCCAAGAGGAAGCCCAAGCCCCACCCUCAUCGCAACCUAGAUGAGCUGCCUUGGAGUGCCAUGACCAACGAUGAACAAGUGGAGUACAUCGAGUACUUGAGUCGGAAGGUCAGCACAGAGAUGGGUCUGAGAGAGCAGCUGGACAUCAUUAAGAUCAUCGACCCGUGUGCUCAGAUCUCUCCCACCGACAGCGAGUUCAUCAUAGAGCUCAACUGUCUCACCGAUGAGAAACUCAAACAGGUGCGUAACUACAUCAGAGAGCACAGCCCCAGGCAGCGAGCCAGCAGCACCAGAGAAGGCUGGAAGAGGAGCAGCCACAGCAGUGCCAGCACUGGUGGUGUCAGUGGAGCCAGCAGCAGUAACGCCAGCAUGGUUAGCUCUGCUAGCUCCUCCACUGGCUCUACAGCCUCCAACUCUGUAGCAGGUGGUACAGCUUCAGCCUGUAGUGGAAGCAGUGUUGCCAACAUUAGCAGAGCUCACAGUGAUGGCAACCUUUCCAGUGCUGCAGAGCGUAUACGAGACUCUAAAAAACGUUCGAAGCAGCGUAAGCUUCAGCAGAAAGCUCUCCGGAAACGGCAGCUGAAAGAGCAGCGUCAGGCCCGCAAGGAGCGUCUGAGUGGUCUGUUUCUGAACGAGGAGGUGCUGUCACUGCGGGUGACGGAGGAAGACGACCACGGUGACGACCUGGACAUACUGAUGUGACACCAGUGAAUCAAUCAGUGCUCCCUCUACGUCUGCUCUCUCACCACCCAGGCGCUACCAUAGAGCUUAUAGAUCGCGUUAAUCCAUAGGCCAAAACAGACCACUGUAUGCUUUAGCUUUGGCUAACAAGCUCAUAAUGCAUUUUGUAAGACAAAAGUCUGAUAGGCAGUACAGUAGUAGCUUCUAACAUAGCUCGACAUAUUGCUUGCUAAUACUAGUGUAACACUGCUAGUGCUAAAAAUGAAUCACUGCUAAGCUACCGACAGUAAUAGUGCUAAAAUACUGCUAACGCUUUGAUAGAUCCUGACCUCUGUCUAACCUGCUGCUGCAACAGCCUAGAAGCCUGCAGAUGCACAUAAUUAUAAACCACUUACAGUUAUUUCAGCUGAAUAUAAUCAACAUGAGGAUUGCUUAUAGAUGCUGUAACAGCAUAUAUCCACUGCUACUAAUACAGCCACCACUGGCAGAGAGACAGAUCAGGCAUCAGAAAGCAGAGUUUGGCCAAAUUAUACAGCUGCAAAUAGCAAAAAGUGUAUUUCUUCAUACCAUCACAGGGCAGCAUCGGCAGCGAUGGUGGAGAUUUUGAGCCAGGCUAAAAGCUGUUGUAAUUUUCACUGCUCACUGUUAAUGUCACUUUAUUAAGUUUUAAU